AUGGUCGUCCUCGCUGACUACGGAGCCGGCUUCUACUCGUGCGUUGACGGUGUGGAGCUGGUGGUGCCGAGGCUUCAUGCAGAGAAAGCCCCUUGUGCUUCCACAGUCUAUGUUCAGAAUGUUCAGGAGCCACAGAUCUGUGCAGUUAUUCUGAGUGACAGUGUGGAAAUCCCCCGCCUGCAGCAGGCCCCGCCCCGGCCCCAGACACAGACACACGGGGCUUUACACUGCUCUAACCCCGGAUCCACACGCACAGGCACCAUGGACCAGCACCACACCACUUUAUACAGCCCGGACUACAGCCAGGACUUCAGCCAGGACUAUAGCCCGGACGGCAAAGAGAAGCCGUCCACAGAGGAGCGUCUGGACAGCGGCAUAGACUCGAUCCAGGAGCAGGACUAUGCGGCCCUGGCCGCGGAGAUCCGAGGACUGCGUCUGCAGACCGAGUCCAAACAAGCCGUAACCGGAGAGGCUCCGCACUGGACCUCACAGAUCACGGAGGACGGCGACACGUUGCUCCAUCUGGCCAUAAUCCACGAGGCCGACGACUACAUCAAACAAAUAAUCGAGCAGUCUAAAAACACAGACUUUCUUGACGCACAAAACGACCAGAGACAGGAGCUGCAAAGGUUUAAGUCCUUUGUGAAGAGUAAGCCGGUGUUUGAUGUGGUGGUGGACGGCCUGAACGUUGCCAACAUGAACAAAGACAGAAGCAGACAUUCUGAAACGCUCCUGGCCGUGGUAUCGGAGCUGGUUCUUCAGGGUCAGACGGUUCUGGUCUUGGGGAGAAAACACAUGCUGCGUCCGUCCAGAACCUGGGACAAAAACAACAUGAUCUCCCUCCAGCAGAAAGCUCACUGUUUCUUCACCGAGAACAUCUCUGAGGAUGACCCUUUUCUGCUGUACGCCGCACUGCAUUCUGGGAAUCACUGUCGCUUUGUGAGCAGAGAUCUGAUGAGGGAUCACAAAGCCUGCCUCCCGGACAGAGCCACCAAACGCCUCUUCUUUAAGUGGCAGAGAGGGCAUCAGCUGGUGCUCAGUGGCUACAUAGGGGCAGGAAGGAGAGUCUGUUUUCAGAGCAUUCCCAGCUACGACACUAUUGUCCAGACGUCGGCUGGUUCAUGGCAUAUUCCCUACGAUGACUCCGAGGACAGAUCCACCUACGAAGUGCCUCAGAGAUGGAUGUGUCUCUCUGCCCAACGCUGA
Molecule: messenger RNA, 1206 nt
Organism: Knipowitschia caucasica
Lineage: Eukaryota; Metazoa; Chordata; Actinopteri; Gobiiformes; Gobiidae
Source: the annotation of a GenBank genome assembly